UGCAGGUGUCGUAAUCUCUGUGCUGAUGACUGCGGCCACGUACACAAAUAACAGCAUAAGGUGUGGCUUGAAUAAAGUUUGGCAGGAAGAAGCAAAUGGCCAAGCUUUCCCCGUGACGUCGCAAUUGCUUCCCGCCGCUUGGCUUCGACCUUUGACCACCAGCCAUCUUCGACUUAGAACCCCACGCUGCGACUCUCACCCCUACCGUAUCGGUACUACAGGCGCGCACUCUUCCAGGUAUGUCCUUUGCGGUCACAUUGUCUCGAAUCGAAGCUGUUGCGGAAGUGGGCGCUCUCUCGUACUGCGAGCCACGGAACAGCUGACAAUGUACAGGAAUAGCCGAAACACCCAGACUCCUAUCGAACGUCCAUAUCCACAACCGGCAUAAUGUCGAACCAAGGUUACUACGGCGGCCAACCCCAGCAGCCCCAGUAUCCCGGUAACACCUAGUAUGUUCCUCAUAUCUCUUCUGGUGGUUACCUUGAAACACAGGUCCCUCGCUGGUGCUUGCGCAGGUAACCAACUGACAAAACUGCAGUGGUGCGCCGCAGCAGGGAGGAUACGGAGGCUACCCACCGCAACAAUACCAGGCUCCGCCGCCGAUGCAGCAACAAUACUAU
Baudoinia panamericana UAMH 10762 is the source of this 620-nucleotide messenger RNA. RefSeq lists its product as uncharacterized. The record is from RefSeq and is a predicted model, not a curated record. Bases 26 to 388 code for a protein of 120 amino acids. NCBI's taxonomy places the organism in Eukaryota, Fungi, Ascomycota, Dothideomycetes, Mycosphaerellales, Teratosphaeriaceae. The transcript has a single exon.